Molecule: messenger RNA, 2258 nt
Organism: Neolamprologus brichardi
Lineage: Eukaryota; Metazoa; Chordata; Actinopteri; Cichliformes; Cichlidae
Product: homeobox protein unc-4 homolog
Biological process (GO): regulation of DNA-templated transcription
Molecular function (GO): DNA-binding transcription factor activity, RNA polymerase II-specific; sequence-specific double-stranded DNA binding
Source: RefSeq, a predicted model, not a curated record
GAGAGAGGGAGCAGGGUUGACAUAUCGGCUGGACCGUAAACGUGAAAUACCUCCCCUAGCCUGGUCUCCGCCGUUUCACUACAGACCGCACCGUGGCCGUGGGAGACGGCUGUCUGCCUGGGAUCCCUUCUCUCCCCCCCUCCCCACCUCAGCCUUCGUAUCUCCUCCUCCGGUUCCUCUUCGCCGCUUCUUCCUCCUCUGCCCGACUUUUUGUUUUGACUGCAUGUUCAGCCACACUGCCUCCCUCUGCAUCUUCACUUCGGCCCCGCCGCAGCCCGGGCGAGCAUGGACAGCCGUGUACUCGAGCAUCCUCACGCCCAGUUCGGAGGCUCCUUGGGCGGGUUGGUGGGUUUCCCGUACGCGCUCGGCCCCCAUCACCACCACCACCACCAUCACCAGCACGUCUACGAGCUGGCUAGCGGACACCAGCUGCAGUCCGCAGCCGCCGUGCCCUUCUCUAUAGACGGAUUACUUAACGGCUCCUGCUCGGCCUCGGUGGUCAGCUCUAACUCGCUGCUCUCCUCCGACAGUCAGCAGUUCAAACUCUCAGAUUCUGGGGACCCGGAUAAGGACAGUCCCGGUUGUAAACGGAGGCGCACGAGGACGAAUUUCACCGGGUGGCAGCUGGAGGAGCUCGAGAAGGCUUUCAACGAGAGUCACUAUCCGGAUGUGUUCAUGCGGGAGGCGCUCGCGCUCAGGCUUGACCUCGUGGAGUCACGGGUUCAGGUUUGGUUCCAAAACCGACGCGCUAAAUGGAGAAAAAAGGAGAACACAAAGAAAGGGCCGGGUCGACCUGCUCACAACUCCCACCCGACCACCUGCAGCGGCGAGCCCAUGGACCCGGAGGAGAUAGCACGAAGGGAGCGCGAGCGGGAGGAGAAGAAGAAGAGGAAACAGGAGAGGAAGCUGCUCAAGUCCCAGAAUAAACUCCUUGCAGGUGACAGCUUCCACACACCCGGCGGUUCGGAGAGCGACAGCGGGGUCUCCCAGUUCACUGACAGCGAGCAGCAGUCUUCUAACCUUACUCUUCACAUAGAACUGCCAGCAUCGAAGAGUACGGGAGGACACCAAACUGAAUCCAGCUGUGACCAAACGCGGCACGACUUCAGCCAACUACAAAACCACCAAAACCAAAGAACCACAGCAGACUCGGAGCAGGUUUCACCAGGCAGCACGCACAGCUCCAGCCCUGGAGGCCCGAGGUCCUCCACCCUGCAGAAACGAAACCCUUUCAGCGUGGAGAGCCUCCUCUCUGACACCAUGCCUCGACGGAAAUCUCAGCUGGACUUCCCCUCGCUGCCUAAUCAGAGGACACUGGUGGGAAAAGGUCACUUCUUGCUUUACCCAGUUACCCAUCAGCCUUUGGGUUUUCUAGUGCCCCAAGCGGCCCUGAAGGCCACACCAUGUCAGGACAGCAUUAACAGGCUCAGCCUGGGACAGAGGUGUGUGCCAAGUGAAGGGAGCCCCGCUCCCUCUGACCUCUGCAGCUUUGGCAGCAUCACCAAGCCGCUGAACUCGGAUCAUAUACAGCACGACACGCAGCAUCACCACAAUCACGUUAGCAGCAGAGCGGAUGGAGCCGACGUGGAGGACUGUGGUGGUGACUGCGGGGAUGGAAGAUUCCCCGUUUCUUCUCCACCAAGCAGUUCAACUCAGACAGCUCGGGUCAGGCUGAGCUCCACGCAGUCCAGCGACAGCGGCGAGGAGAGGAGUCCCAGAGUUCAAUUGGAGGCGGCGACCAAUGGCUGCCAAUCUGCUGAGCUGUGUGCAAAAGAGAAGGGUGCAAGAGAGGAGCAAGCGUCUCCAGACCUCUCCGAGUGUCUCAAGGCAAACACAGACUGUCAAGAAACACCCGGAACAGAUGGAGAGGAUGUCGAUAUGGACUAACACUUUCAAGGAGCAAACAUAAACAAAGGACCAGGAACACCGCUCAGACUAUUCAAACAUUCCCAAAGCUCUGCUGAGAUGCUCUAAAACAUAUCAGGAAUCAGGAGACUUAAUCCUCAUCUAUUUUUGAAUCAGAAGGUGUGAUCAAUCCAGAUGGCCCCCCAUCAAAGCUGUGGCUGUCCUUAUAUUUGGGCUUCAGGCCUCAAACACCUUUAGAAGCAGGUUCUUUCUUUUUUCUCUCUCCUUUUAUUCUUUUGUUUUCUUCCCUUUUUUUGGUGAAAAACUUGUAACAAAAACUAGGCUACAAUAAACAUCUUACACACAACAAAAAUCCUCAGAUAUUGUAAAAAAAAAACCAACAAAAAACGAGA